CAAAAGCCGCUCGGUGGCCAUUUAUUGGUUUGCCUUGUCGCACGGUUCGCGCAAUUCGCGCAAUUCGCGCAAUUCACGCAAUUCGCUCAAAUCGCGCGCGACGAGAACCGCGGGGUUCCAAGGGGGUGACGGCGUACGUUUUGUUUUGUGGCUCGUGACGCGGAUGAUGGCACGCUUAAAAUUAGCCGAUUGUUUUUCAGCGGGGCAUCGACCAAUCGGCGCGAGCGAGCUCGGAGGUCGCGGUUUUCGAUUCGUCGUCGGUGACAUCCCUGCAGUCGCGAUAACGGUCCGCGAUAAGAGCCGCGACAGCUUAUCGGCCGCGAUUCGCAGGCCUGCCUUUCGUUUUUUUAUUUUUUUUUUCAUCGCUCAAUGAUCGUCCCACCCCCUUUCCCCUCCGAUGGGAAAGACGCGGCAAAAUGGCGCGUGGAGAUCUCGCGCGAUUCGAGAAUCGUCGAACUGCGACCUCUGAUUAUUUUCGACUGGAUUUUAAUUAAGGAUACUAUGCGAUUUCGGACACGUCUUUCGACUUCGAUGUUUAUUUUCGCUUCCCUUGAGUUCCGGUGUAGCCAAAAGAGCGUCUUUGGCCAGCGAUCGAUCGUCGAUACGUUCGAUCGUGCCCUCGUUCCACGGUAGGAUUUCGGCUUCGUAGGCGCGUGCACACCCCACGUGUAUUUGCAAAUUAGCGGAGCUUUUGUCCCGUUUGCAUAGUUUCUUCCUCGAUAUACGUUUCCUCGGCUUCCCUAUUUCCGAUUUGCAAUCUCUGAACUAACGUUUGGCAAUUCGCGUCUAACUUUCCCUGAUUCGGACUAUCGUUCGAAACGUCACUUACCGACGACCCGAUAAACUUCUCUCAAUUUAAAUUUGCAUGGGAAAGUCGUGAUUACUUCUAUGCGAAUUAUUCCAGAGAAGCGUGAAAAUUCCCUCUAAUUUAUUUUGAAUUUUUAGGUCAUGGGGGACGCAGAGGAGGAGGUGGAGAAGCCUUUCGCGGUGGAGAAAGCCAAAACUGGGCGAGCGAAAUGCAAGAAGUGCAAAUGUCCGAUCCAGAAAGACGUCAUAAGGAUAGCCAAACUGAUGUCCAACCCCUUUGGGGAGGGAAAAAUGAAGAGCUGGCACCACGUCGCCUGCCUCUUCGAGGUGUUUGCCAAGCAGAGGGCCUCUACGAAGAGGAUAGACGACCCCGAAGAGGACGUCUCCGGAUGGAACGACUUGAACGACGAGGACAAAAACGUCAUCCUACAGAAGCUUGAGGACUUCGAGAAGUCUGCUCCCUACAACAUGGCGAAGGGAAAGACGCCCAAGAAACAAGUAAAAGACUGCAAUAAAACUAAAGAUGCAUCGUCCAUUAAACCGAAGAAAGCUUCUCCGAAAAAUCUGGCCAAAGCUUCGCCCAAGAAAAAAUUGAAUUUCGCUUCGAACGAAAUUUCAAACGAGCUCGAAAACAGUUCCUCAAAACCUGGUACUUCCGGAAUCUCGAAGGAAUCGGAAGAAGAGUCUUCGAGAGACAACUCCUUCAGGGAAUUUCGACGAAUCUGUUCCCAAAUCGCUGCAGAGAGUGCUUACACUGGAAAAACCGCAAUUUUGAAAACGUUCUUCACGAAGGGCAGCGAAGCAGGUAAAUUUCAAGGCGACUCGUUGCUCUGGUGCAAGAUGCUCCUGCCCGGCGCGGUGAAGAGGAUCUACAACCUCCGGAGCAAACAGCUGAUCAAGCUCUUUGCCAGGAUCUUCGGUCGCGGCGAGGACGAGAUGCUGGACCACCUGGAUCUCGGGGACGUCGCGGAGACCGUCCGCGUCUUCUUCGAGAAGAGCUCCUCCGUGAAGCCCUCCUCGAGGAGUCGGCUCUCCCUUGCAGAGGUCGACGGGUUUCUCGAGGAGCUCUCGCAGCUGACGAAGGAGGAAGAGCAGACCUGCCACAUCGGGUCCAUCGUUGGCAGGUGCACGGCGAAUGAUUUGAAGAUGAUCGUCAGACUGAUCAAACACGAUUUGAGGAUUAACGCGGGACCUAAGCACGUCCUGGAAGCCAUUCACGAAGACGCCUACAAGGCUUUCCAGGUCUCCAGAGACCUGGAUGCCGUUAUCGAGCGUUGCCUAUCGGUCCCCGAAGACCCUUCCACCUCUGCGAGCCCUUCGCUUUCUCCUAAAGGCAGCAAAGUGGCUCUCGCCCUGAUGACUCCGGUUUUGCCGAUGCUCGCGGAGGCAUGCAAAUCCGUGGAAAUGGCCACGAGGAAGUGUCCGUCGGGGAUGUUCGCCGAGGUCAAGUACGACGGAGAACGCGUCCAGAUUCACAAACGAGGAAGCGACUUCCGGUACUUCAGCAGAUCCCUUAAACCGGUGUUAGCCCACAAGGUGAAUCACUUCAAGGAUUACAUACCAAAGGCCUUUCCCGAUGGAGACGAUUUAAUUUUGGAUACCGAAAUAUUGUUGAUAGACAACAAGACCGGAAAGCCAUUACCUUUUGGAACCCUUGGAAAACACAAGAAAGCUGAAUUCAAGGAUGCCAACGUGUGCCUCUUCAUUUUUGACUGCAUUUAUUAUAAUGGCGAUCUGUUGAUGGAAAAGCCAAUGAAGGAGAGGCGAAGGAUCCUGAUGGACAGGAUAACGGAAAUCCCUAACAGGAUAAUGCUUUCCGAGACUCGCGAAAUUCAAGAUCCGAAGCACUUGACGGAGUUUAUAGUAAAGGUUUUGAAGCUGGGCCUCGAAGGACUCGUUCUGAAAAACGUUGAUGGAAAAUACGAGCCCGGAAAGAGGCACUGGCUGAAGGUGAAGAAGGAUUAUCUUUGCGGGGGAGCGAUGGCCGAUAGUGCAGAUCUCGUUGUUCUUGGCGCUUGGUAUGGCACUGGACAUAAAGGAGGAAUGAUGUCUGUCUUCCUGAUGGGCUGCUACGAUACCGACAAAGACAUUUGGCUGACGGUAACGAAGGUCCACACCGGGCACGAUGACGCCACUUUGAAAAGUCUUCAGGAUCAACUGGACAUGGUGAAGAUCAGCAAGGAUCCAAACCUUGUCCCGAAAUGGCUGCGAGCGAACAAACCAAUGGUUCCGGAUUUCGUGGCAAGAGAUCCCAAGAAACAACCAGUGUGGGAGAUUACGGGGGCGGAAUUUACGAAUCAGGGUGUCCAUACUGCCGAUGGUAUCAGUAUUCGAUUUCCCAGAGUGACUCGAAUUCGAGAUGACAAGGAUUGGAAGACGGCGACGAAUUUAAAGGAGCUAAGGAUACUUUUCCAAAAAAGUUCAGAGUCCAUGGAUUUCAGCCUCUUUUUACGAUCUAACGACGGGACUCAAGAGAGCUCGAAGACCUUAUUAGGCAGUUUAAAGAAAUUCGAGGAUAAAAAAGAAAUCGACGAUCCGGGGCCUUCGACUUCGGGACUCGCGGUAAAAGAGGAGAUCCCCGAGGACGACGAGGACCGGAAGCCGUCUUUGGAGGAUCUUCGAUCUUCCCUCAAUAAGGAGGGUAAAAGCGUUCCCGGAAAAGAAGACAAAUGGUUCGGGGUGAAAGUCAAAAUUGAGCCGAAGGAGAUAAAGAAUGAGGGCGAGAGAAAAAGAAAAAUCGAUAGAGCCGAAUUAAAGGAAUCUAAAGCGAAGAGAAAACAAAAUUCUGUCCCGAAGCAGGAAAAGGACGAUGUCGAAAUGCUCGUCAAGAAGGAACCAUGGCACCAGGAAGGUGAAUUUUCAGAGGGUAAUAAUCGAUCCGCCGAUUUUUAUGCAUUCCUCGGAUCCGAUUACAUCGAGUACAGCUCGGCUGGAAGUCCCUUGAAUUGGGUCGAAGGCCGUAGACCACCUAAAGGGCUGCCACCCGAUGCGAAGCCUUUGUCGAGUCGAGACGAUUCGGAGCUCCGCUCCAAGACGAUUUUAAAUGACGUCCGAGUGAUUUUAAGCAGAGACAUUAGGAAGAGUCGAAGAAAAGAGCUCAAACGGACGCUUAAGACUCUAGGAGCCAUGAUUUUGAGGAAAGAAGAGAGAUCCAGAGCAACGCAUGUCAUUCACGAUUGUAGAAAGCUCCCAGAGACUUAUCUUCGGGAAUUGGAGGAUAUUCCGAAAAAGGCGAGGCACGUGGACGCCUCCUGGGUGGAUGCCACUGUUAGAAAUUCGAAGGCACAGGACGACGCAAAUCACGCGGUAACCCUUUUUGGGGUAUAUUGCAGUUGUCCGUGCCCUCAUGGCAGGUAACGAGAAAGUAAAAUGAAUCAUGAAAAAAAAGUCCCCGACGCGAAAU
This is a messenger RNA of Orussus abietinus, 4210 nucleotides long. It is a transcript of the gene DNAlig3, whose product is annotated as DNA ligase 3. The transcript has 20 exons. NCBI's taxonomy places the organism in Eukaryota, Metazoa, Arthropoda, Insecta, Hymenoptera, Orussidae. Bases 949 to 4164 code for a protein of 1071 amino acids. The record is from RefSeq and is a predicted model, not a curated record. Gene Ontology annotation, biological process: DNA biosynthetic process; double-strand break repair via alternative nonhomologous end joining; DNA recombination. Gene Ontology annotation, molecular function: zinc ion binding; ATP binding; DNA binding. Gene Ontology annotation, cellular component: DNA ligase III-XRCC1 complex.